AUGGCUUCAAAAGUUACAACUAGUAAUAAAACACGAAUUCAUAUUAUCUACUAUUCAAUGUAUGGUCAUAUUGCAACAUUGGCUAAAUCUAUAUUAAAAGGUGUUGAAGCCGCUGGUGCUGAAGCUCGUUUAAUUCAAGUACCAGAAACAUUAUCAAAAGAAGUUCUAACAAAAAUGCAUGCACCAGAAAAAGAUAAAACUGUUCCAACAAUAUCAUUCGCACCUGGUACUGAAAAUACCGUUACACUGGAAGAUGCAUUAGUUAAUUGUGAUGGUAUUCUAUUUGGUUAUCCAACUCGUUUUGGUGGAAUGCCUGCACAAGUUAAAGCUAUAUGGGAUGCAACAGGUGGAUUAUGGAUGAAAGGUUCACUUGUUGGAAAACCAAUUGGUGUAUUCUUUUCAACUGGUACUCAAGCUGGAGGACAAGAAACAACAACAUUAACAUCAUUAACAAAUUUUAUUCAUCAUGGAAUGUUAUUUGUACCAAUUGGUUAUACAAGUCCACUUUUAGCUAAUAUGGAUGAAAUUCAUGGUGGUAGUGCAUAUGGUGCUGGUACUUAUGCUGGUAGUGAUGGAUCACGAAAACCAACCGAUUUAGAAUUAAAAAUAGCUGAACAUCAAGGAUCAUAUUUUACUCAAGUAGCAACUGCAUUGAAAAUAGGUCGUGCAGCAUUACCACCUAAAGAAGCAAAUCCACCUGAUCCAAAACAAUAA
Rotaria sordida is the source of this 714-nucleotide messenger RNA. The record is from the annotation of a GenBank genome assembly. NCBI's taxonomy places the organism in Eukaryota, Metazoa, Rotifera, Eurotatoria, Philodinida, Philodinidae.